ACCAGAAUGUUAAAAACAAAUUGCAUCAAAAGUGGAGAAAUCUAUAGCUGUUUUCCCUGUUUAACAAGGUGCAACCAAAAACAUAUCCCUUUACAGAGAGAAACAAAUAUGAAAUCUGAGACUCAUUGGAGAAAAAAACAUAGUCAAAGUCCAGCAUCUUCUAUUUUGUCUUCAGCGAAACAUGAUGCAGAAUGUCAAAGCUGUAAGAUGGCUGAAGAAAACUGCCCCAUAUUGGAUCUUCAAAAAUGUUUACAAGUUUUACAUCAUAUAAAACCUAUAUCCAAGCAGCCUUUUAAUCUCCUGAGAGCAGAUUUGAUCUUAAAAUCAGAAAUUGCAGAUCUCUGUAAAGAGCCGCUGUAUCUAGAGAGUAUUGAGAAAAGUUUUCAAGACGUAGAUUUCGGUUUUGUGACAGCUGGUAAAUGUUUUGAAAAAACAAUACUAUGUCAAACUGAUCAUAAUGUUGUGACCAAACAAAGAACAGGAAGGAAAAAUGUACAGUUUAGAAGAUUAGCACCUACUUUUCAGCAUCCAAGAAUACUUCUAGAAUCUCAAACAAAUUCAAAGAAAUGUGGUUUUGUUUACAAAGAAAAUUUGAACACAAAAUAUAAAAUGGGAGAUCCAAAAAUAGCUCUUGAAAAGGAAUUCAAGGUUGCUACCCGUAUAAAAGAUAAGGUGGAAAUGUUUCCACCAAUGCGUUCUGCAGGUAGCAUCCCUCACUUGGAUACAUGCAAUAAGAUGUUUUCCAAAUAUGAAGAAACAUGUGAUGUUUUAGAAUGUGGACAGAAGAAUACAGAUGAUGAAUCUCUUGUAGAGCAUUCCCCGCAACUAUUUUACUAUAAUAACCCAGAUGGGACAAACACACAAAGAAGCCAAGUUUCUCCUUGCAAGACGUCAUUUACUAUGGAUCUUCAUUUGCCUUUGGAAUUUGCCUUACAGCUUGUUGACCUGUUUGGACCUCUUGGCCUUCAAAUUGAUGAAUUGUUGUCAGAAGAUUAUACUGUAUCACUUGACUGGGAUUUGUCAAUGAGAAUUCACCAACAAUGGAAGCAAUCUUUGAAGCUAGUGUCAGAGUCAUUGCACCAGUCACCAUCAACCUCCAAAGGAUCCCUUAUCAAUCAAUCCCUUACACAGACCUAAUCCAAUCAAGGAAACUUGUCGUCCUUUCUGAAUUUCUCAUUCUGGGACAGUAUGCUGAUCACAUGUUCCUCUGCAACAAUGCAAUUUUGAUUGGGUCACUUUAUUAAAUAAAGAAAUAGUAGUAAGGUCAUCUAGUGAGAAUAUCAUAAAAUACAAAGUUGAUUUCUAAAUCACUUGAUAUUUUAAUAUAUAACAAUUAGUUCUUGGGUUCUUGAUAAGACAAAUGGGGCAAGGACACAUAAUGCAAACAUUUUUGUCAGGUUUUCUCUAGUCUGUUUUCGUUGACAGUUAAAAUUUAACAUGAUGUGACA
Bombina bombina (fire-bellied toad) is the source of this 1448-nucleotide messenger RNA. RefSeq lists its product as uncharacterized. The record is from RefSeq and is a predicted model, not a curated record. The transcript is spliced from 3 exons. Lineage: Eukaryota; Metazoa; Chordata; Amphibia; Anura; Bombinatoridae. Bases 7 to 1137 code for a protein of 376 amino acids.